This is a messenger RNA of Populus nigra (black poplar), 2131 nucleotides long. Its product is annotated as coiled-coil domain-containing protein SCD2. Gene Ontology annotation, biological process: cytokinesis by cell plate formation. Lineage: Eukaryota; Viridiplantae; Streptophyta; Magnoliopsida; Malpighiales; Salicaceae. The transcript has 17 exons. The record is from RefSeq and is a predicted model, not a curated record. Bases 181 to 1854 code for a protein of 557 amino acids.
CCAACAUACCACCUCCACUUCUCUCUCCACAAACAGUGCAGCAUUGCAUUUCUCCACAAAGAUCUAGGCAGCAAGCCAGCGCCUAGAAAAGAGUGUGUGGGCGCGCGCGCGCGUGUAUAUAUAUAUAUAACAAAGAUCCUUGUAUUUUUCUCACUCCAACUUCUACUACUCUGUUUAUUCAUGGACCGGCAAAGAACUGAAAGUCCGCUCUACACGCGCCAAUGGACCAGCGACUCAGGCGCUUCUCCGACGGCGGCAAUGCUGCCAAAUGCGCGUCACGGUCACCACGCGCGAUCCUCUUCCGCUUCCGGAUUCUCCACCAUCAAGCGAAACCAGAAUGUAGCGGCUAAAGCUGCGGCUCAGCGGCUAGCUCAAGUCAUGGCUUCUCAAACGGCUGACGACGACGACGACGACGAAGGCGAUGAUCUAGGGUUUCGUUACAGUGCUCCUCCGCCUCUGUCUCUCUCGAGGAAUGCUAAUAGUAACAGUAAUAAUGUUAUUACUACUAGUAAAGCUUCGGUUACCACUGCGUCUUCAAGGAUCAAUAGAUCUCCUUCACCUGCGUUAGCUAGGAAUUUUGAAGAGACUGCGGCGGGUCGGUCGACAUCAGCUGGAAGGCCAGCAAUGUCCCUUAGAACUGCAGCAGCAGCAGCACCAGUGCCAUUGAGCAAAGGAUCAUUGGGGACUGCGGUUUCUUUACCGCCGAUAGAUCCUCCGAGAAAUGGGCAUAGAGAUGGUAAAAGAUUCUUGUCAGAAGUGGUAAAUUUUAACUCAAAAGACACAGGAGAUCAACACAAGGCUUCUGCACUCCGUGAUGAACUUGAUAUGCUACAAGAAGAGAAUGGAAAUAUCCUCGAGAAGCUCAGGCUUGAGGAAGAGAGAUGCAAGGAAGCGGAUGCCAGAGUCAAGGAGCUUGAGAAACAGGUUGCUGCUCUUGGAGAAGGAGUAUCUUUAGAAGCUAAGUUGCUGAGCAGAAAGGAAGCUGCAUUGCGGCAAAGAGAGGCUGCACUUAAGGAUGCAAAACAAAAUAAUAUGGUGGAUAAGGAAAUUGCAUCUAUUCGAUCUGAAAUAGAGAAUGCAAAAGAUGAGGCAACAGUCAUUGUGCGACAGCUGCGGGGAGCUGAAUCUGAAGUAAAGGCCCUUCGUUCAAUGACACAAAGAAUGAUAUUGACCCAGAAAGAAAUGGAAGAGGUUGUCCUUAAGAGGUGUUGGCUUGCUCGAUACUGGGGCUUAGCUGCAAAAUAUGGUAUCUGUGGGGAUGUUGCUGUGUCAAAGCAUGAAUACUGGUCAUCCUUAGCACCACUUCCAUUUGAGGUUGUUGUCUCUGCUGGACAAAAGGCUAAGGAGGAAUGUUGGGAAAAAGGUGACGAGGACAGUGAGAAGAGAAGCACACUUGCUCAUGACUUGAGUGAUCUAACUGGUGAAGGAAAUAUUGAGAGUAUGCUUUCAGUUGAAAUGGGUUUGAAGGAGCUUGCUUCCUUGAAGGUUGAGGGUGCUAUUGUGCUUGCACUGGCCCAACAGCGGCGAGCAAACGCUCUUAGACUGUCCAUCUUAGAUGUCAAAUCAUCUGGUGAUCAGAAGUAUAUGGAAGCAUUCGAAUUGAGUCCAGAGGAGUCUGAAGACGUUCUUUUCAAGGAGGCAUGGCUUACAUAUUUUUGGAGAAGAGCCAAAGCCCAUGGUAUAGAGGAAGACACUGCAAAAGAACGACUUCAGUUUUGGAUUAGCCGCAGCGCACACUCGCCGAGUUCACAUGAUGCUGUUGAUGUGGAGCAAGGCCUAACGGAGCUCAGGAAGUUGGGAAUAGAGCAUCGACUGUGGGAAGCAUCUCGUAAAGAAAUAGAUCAGGGCUCAUAACACAGAAAUCUUCCGGGUAACUGAAGGGCUCUGGUUGAUGAUGGCAAAACCUCACGCCAUCAAUUUUCUUCUCAAUUUGUUUUACUGAGUUUUUCUUCUGUUUGUUGAAGCAUCUACACAUGUUGCAAAGAAUUUACAUAUGUUGCGUGGCUCUGGUCCUCACCUGCUAAAUGCUAUAUAAAGUGGUUCAUCUGUUUAGAUGUUGUAUAUAUACACGCAUACAUCUACAUACAGAGAUGAUAUUUACAUGAAAAAGUGAAAUACAGUUUGGUUCAAA